AUGUCUGGUGACUUUGGCUAUACCUUUCCUCGGUUCGAGGAUCCACCCGACAUUAAUACAUAUUUUGCCAACUUCCCAGAAGCUGGCGAGAUGAUCGGGCUUAUACGAGAUAAUCAACCUUUCCACUUUUUGAGGAUCCAAAGGACAUAG
Messenger RNA from Aspergillus ibericus CBS 121593, 150 nucleotides. RefSeq lists its product as uncharacterized. The coding region runs from base 1 to 150 and encodes 49 amino acids. Lineage: Eukaryota; Fungi; Ascomycota; Eurotiomycetes; Eurotiales; Aspergillaceae. The record is from RefSeq and is a predicted model, not a curated record. The transcript has 2 exons.